AUGGCGGGCGACGACAAGCACAUGUUCAAGCAGUUCUGCCAGGAGGGGGAGCCGCACGUGCUGGAGGCCCUGUCCCCCCCCCAGCCCACCAGCGCCACCCCCCCCCCGCCGUGGGCCCCCCCCCGCCGUGUCGCCCGCGGGGGCGCCCCCUCCCGCCUGCGGCCCCGGGCCCCCCCCCCCAUCCCCCCGCCCCACCCCCCCCCCCGGUUGUACCCCACCCCCCCCCCCCCGCCCGGUGGUCAGCUGGGGAAGAGCAGCGAGGACGGGGAGAAUCCUCUGAGCGAUAAGUGCUGCAGGAAGACUCUGUUCUACCUCAUCACCACGCUCAACGAGUCCUUCAGGCCCGACUACGACUUCAGCGCCGCCCGCGCCCACGAAAGCUGA
Molecule: messenger RNA, 384 nt
Organism: Menidia menidia (Atlantic silverside)
Lineage: Eukaryota; Metazoa; Chordata; Actinopteri; Atheriniformes; Atherinopsidae
Source: the annotation of a GenBank genome assembly